Molecule: messenger RNA, 5260 nt
Organism: Cuculus canorus (common cuckoo)
Lineage: Eukaryota; Metazoa; Chordata; Aves; Cuculiformes; Cuculidae
Product: dynein regulatory complex subunit 4-like
Exons: 8
Coding region: 645-1742 (365 amino acids)
Biological process (GO): flagellated sperm motility
Cellular component (GO): microtubule; Golgi apparatus; motile cilium
Molecular function (GO): microtubule binding; small GTPase binding
Source: RefSeq, a predicted model, not a curated record
CUCUUCUCUGUCCCAGCAAAAGCCCCUGUGUCCUGCCAGGUUUACGACACGGCUUGCCAAGAGUGUCUUGCCGAGGUGUCUGUUUGAGGCCACCUCUUCCCCUACCUGGCUCUUCCUCUUGGCUUUGCAGCUGGAGAAGCAUGUUGAGCGUCUCCGUGAGGAGCUGGACCGGGAACGGAAAGAGCGCAACUAUUUCCAGCUCGAGCGUGACAAGAUCCACAAUUUAUGGGAGAUCACCUGCCGGCAGCUGGAGGACAAGAAAGCAGAGCUGCGUAAAAAGGACUUGGAGAUGGAAGAUUUGGACAAGCGGCAUAAAGCGGAGAUCAAGGUGCGAGGGGAGGAGGCUGGGAGGUGUUGUGAGUGCCCCGAGCUCUGGGUGAGCCUUGGGCAGCUCUGAGGAGAUUGAGGGAAAGGGGUAGAGGAGGAGAAGCUGGCUGGAUUGCAAGCCAGGAGCAUCUUGACCAAUACCCCAGCCCCGAGUGUCUUCGUGCUGAAGCCACUCACCCGCUCUUGUGGCUUGUCUUUAGGCUUACAAGCAGAAGACGAGGCACUUGCUUUACGAAAACCAGGAAAACCUCACUGAGCUGAAGGCGGAGGGCAUCUUGUCCAUAAAGCAAGCUCAGGAGGAUCACUGGGCCCAGGAGAUGAGGCUGCAGGAAGGCGUGGACACUUUGAAAGCGAAGUUGAGGGAGCAGCAGCUGGCCCACGAGGCGCUUGUGAAAAGCAUGCUCAUGAAGCAAGAAGAGGAGAUCACCCAGCUGCGCCGGGACUUCGAGAAACAAGUGAAAGAGAUCGAGACCAAGUACACAGAGAAGAGGCAAAUCCAGGAGGAUGAGCUUUGUUCACGGGGGAAGUUGGAGAUGUGUGAGGUGGAAGAGAGGAAGAACAUACAUAUUAAUGAGCUGAUGAGGGACCACGAGAAGGCCUUCAAUGAUAUCAAGAACUACUAUGAGGAUAUCAAGCACCAAAACCUGCAGCGCAUCAACUUGCUGAAGGAGGAGAUGGAGAAGAUGAAAAUGAGAGAGAAGCAGUGGAGAAAGGAGAGGGCAGAGUUGCUGUCCCAGAACAAGGAGCUGAAGGAGAUGUUGGAGUCCACGCAGAAGCAGGCGUUUGAGCUGAAGAAGAAGUUGGCCCGCUGUGAGUACGACCAGGAUGCAAAAGGCCAUCUGAAAAUCACCCAGAAGGAACUGAAGGACCUUCAGUGGGAACACGAAGUGCUGGUGCAGAGGUUCAGCAAGGUGCAGGCGGAGCGGGAUGAGCUCUAUCAGAAGUUCACCAAAGCCAUUCAGGAGGUGCAGCAGAAGACAGGCUUCAAGAACCUGCUCCUGGAACGCAAGCUGAGAGGACUUCACAGCAUCCUGGAGGGAAAGGAAGUGGAGCUCAAAGAGGUCUUGGCAGCCUCCAACCUUGACCCAAGCACUCUCUCCUCGGUCUCACGGAAGGUGGAGGAUGUGCUCAAGACCAAGGACACCACCAUCAAGGAGCUGCAGUUCCAGCUGGCCCGAGCCACCAAGGCACACAACGACAUGCUGCAGGUGCUCAAGGGAAAGCUGACAGCCUUUGGCAUCCCCUUGGACAACCUGGGCUUCAAGCCCCUGGAGAGCCCUCAGGUGGGGCAGGGCCCUGCGGGACUCGUUUCUGUCCCCAACAUAUGCCAACGAACACCAAGGGACCAACUGCACCGGGCAGAGAGCUGGACUCUGCCCCCUUUGCACUUCGUGCCAUCACGCAGACGCCAGUAAGCAUUCAGGAGUACCUCGAGGACCCCUUCUCUUCUUCCUGGUGGACCUUUUCCUCAGGAGCAGCCCCCAGCAGACCCCCUCACUCCUGGACAUCGGCCGGCUGGCUGACCAGGACCAGGAAGGACCAUGGCUCAUCCCAGCAUCCCACCCACUGGACCAGCCUCCCCUGCCUCCUGGGCUGCCCUCAGGAAGGCUAUUUUUCACGACAAACAUGUUGUUUGAAGCUUUAACAGUGUUGGUCUCGUAGUUUCCUCCAGCGACCUCCAUCUCUGGGAAGAGAACGGGCGUUUCCCCUGACUGCCGUUGUAUGUUGUGUAGGAGUAGGGGCUCAUCAAUAAGCUUUGAUGAGAUCCCCUCUCAGUCUUCUCUUUUCUGAGCUAACAGACUGAGCUCACUCAGCCUUUCCUCAUAAGAGAGAUGCUCCAGUCCCUUCAUCAUCUUUGUGGCCUCCACUGGACUCUCUCCAGUAGUUCUUUUUCUUUCUUGAGCGGGGGAGCCGAGAACUGGAUGCAAGACUCCAGAUCGGGCUUCACUAGAGCAGAACAGAGCAGAGCAGAGCAGGACGAGAACCUCCCUCAACCUGCUUGCUGAAUUAAGGAUAAAAUUGCAAUCCGAUUUUUCUCCCCUUUGCAACACUACAGAAACUUUAUCAAAAGACAAAAAUUAAAGUGUGGUUCUGUUAGGGAACAGAACACAGCAGAGUCUAGAGAAAGGAGCCACUGGGAGGUAUUCACACGUAGAAUCACAGGAUCACUAAGAUUGGCAAAGACCUCUAAGAUCACCCAUUCCAGAUGUCAGCCCAGUCUCACCGUGCCUGCUAAACCAUGUCCCCAAGUGCCACAUCUACAUGUUUUUUGAACACAUCCAAGGACGGUGACUCCACCACUGCCCUGGGCAGCCUCUUCUAAUCUUCAGCAUUCUUUCAGUAAAGAAAUUUUUCCUAAUAUCCAGUCUAAACCUUCUCUGCCAUAACUUGAGGCUGUUUCCCUUCAUCCUAUCACUUGUUACUUGGGAAAAGAGACCAACACCCACCUCACUACAACCUCCUUUCUGGGAGCUGCGGAGAGUGAUAGGGUCUCUCUUCAGCCUCCUCUUCUCCAGCCUAAACAGCCUCGGGUCCCUCAGCCGCUCCCACAACCCCUGGGCUCCAGCCCCUUCCCCAGUUCCAUUCCCUUCUCCGCACGCACUCCAGCCCCUCAAAGUCCUUCUCGUAGUGAGGGGGCAAAACCGAACCCAGGAUUCCAGGUGCAGCCUCACCAGCACCGAGCACAGGGGGACAAUCCCUGCCCUGCUGCUGCUGGCCACCCCAGGGCUGAUCCAAGCCAGGAUGCUGUUGGCCUUCUUGGCCACCUGAGCACACUGCUGGCUCAUGGCCAGCCACUGUCAACCGACAUCCCCGGGUAGCUUGAGGAGAAUGCUUUUGGUACAUAUCAUCACCACAGAGGGAUAGAGCUGCAUUUCAGGAGAUGUAAAAGGAAAGAGUAGCUAUUUGGUUCCAAAGUGGAUGCCUAAAUGGCACUCUAUUUGCUUAAGCAUCUUGGCAAUUAUCUUCACUGAGCGUCUUUAACAAUGGCAACACGUGUUUGAACGAGGUGCCAUGUGCCUUCUUUAAUGUGUAUGAGUCUGCCUGAUGUGUCGUUGCCUAUUAACAAAAAUAUGGCAGAAACAGAGUCAGUUUGGGUCCAGGCUGCCUGCUCUGGAGCCCUUGAAGUGCAAGCACAGCCCCACGUUCCCAGCACCCUCUUGCACCCCAGGACCAGGACAUGGGCACCCAUCUCCUUCCCAUGCUGUGGGCUUCAGCUCUGGGAGCAGCUGGAGAAGCUAUAAGCCGGUGUUUGCACGGAUAACAUGGGAUUGGUGCCAUGGCCGGAACCUUUCCCAGGGAGCAGGAGAGAAUGCAACUGACUCAAAAUUUGGUUGUCUGCCUCUAACAAACAGCUUCUCCCUAACAGAAACAAGUGAAAGGUUCCUGCCUGGACGAAGGACUGUGUGUCUAGGGCAGUGCCAGGCUCCCCACUCCCCCGUCUGUCCUGGUGGGCCACUGCACGGCAGAGACCGCUGGCCUGGACCCAGGGAGGAACAGCCCUGUCCCUGUCCCUGUCCUUGUCCCCUUCCCUGCCCACAGUGUCACGUGCGGGUGAAUGUUACCCCUGCAAGUGCUCCGGAGCUCUUGGGGCAGGCAGCUGGUGGGUGCAGGUGGGCCCCUUCCCCUCCGGGAGCCCCCAGGUUGUGAUCGGCAGGGUGGGAGCAUGAGCGGGGCUGCAUCCCGCUGCCCUGGGGCUGCUGCCAGCCAGGCAACGCCAGGCUGUGUAUCUGGAGCAGGACAAGCUCUCGCUGCGUCCCAGCAGCAGUUCUGGGCCUUGGCUGACAGCUGCAGCAGGGAUGCUGGAGGCACCACGGCGAGCAAGGCUGCUUACCUGGCUCUCCUCUGUCCCACUCAGCCGGGAGCCCGCGGGUGCUGACCCUGUGCAAAAUGCCAUCCCCUGCCCAGGCUGCCCUGCCUGGUGCCGCAGCCUCUUCCCACGGAGCUGGCGAGGCCGGAUGCCGCUAUCCCAGCGCAGAGCUGCAGUCAGACUGGGCGCUCCUUCCUGGCUGGGCUGAGCCAGCGCAGGUGCCUUCCCCCUGGGAGGGCCGCCCUGGAACACUGAUGGCACCCUUGCUCCGGCAGCACCGCAGCCCCAAGGCCGGCGGGAUGGACAAGAGCCCCGGUGGGACAGACCAGAGCCCUGGUGGGACGUCGGGCCACCAAGACAGGAGGAGCCGUGGCGGAGCUGCCAUCCCAGCCUCACCCCCCUUCCGGAAAGCACCCGGAGUGCGUUGGUGCUGUGGCAGCCGGGCAUGUGGGGGCUGCCAGGAGCCGGCAGCGGCUUCAGCAUGACCCAACUCUGCCUGCCUGCCGCUGGGGCACAGGGCUGGGCUCGGCACCUCACCUGCACUCUGCUGAGGACGGUGGCCUGCAGCCCCGUGCCCUUCCAUGUCGGCACCCUGGAUCUUCAGGGUGUACUCGGGGACUGCCUGCAGCAAGAAGCCCUGGAGUGAUGCAUGCAGUUCAGGACAUCUAUUUUGCUGUUGAAACAGUGCCAGAAAUGUUGGGUGAAAUGCUUGAGGAUGUGAAAGUGUUCUCUUGGGUUUGUACACUCAAAUCUAUGCUAAUCCUACAUGGGAAGAUUUUUGUAACAGACGUACGGAGACGUAACAGAUGUCAGAAUUUACCAUCUCAACACUAAGUAAAAAUAAUUGUAAUGAUGUACAGCGUCUCUGCAAAAUAAAGAGUCAUAGGAUCAGAGAAUGGUUUCGGUUGGAAGGGACCUCAAAGCCCAUCCGGUUCCAACCCAAACCAUUCUAUGGUUCUAUGAUUGGGAAAUAUUCCUUCGCCCAAAGGGUGUAUAUAUGCUAGCACACUCUGGCAAAUCUAUCAAACUGCAAAAUGUGUAAGUGUACAAUUUUUGUCUUUAGUAGUUACUAAUGGUAGUAAAUGGUGAGGACUUCAGACCUCACAAAGUGGCUGAAUUCCUGGG